Oikopleura dioica is the source of this 1503-nucleotide messenger RNA. NCBI's taxonomy places the organism in Eukaryota, Metazoa, Chordata, Appendicularia, Copelata, Oikopleuridae. The record is from the annotation of a GenBank genome assembly.
AUGAGCCUUGAAGAGUUAUAUUCCCUGUACGAGAAAAAUGUGAAUGUCCCGAAUCGAAAGAAAACCCUCAAUGCCAUCUCAGACCACCCGAACGCUAAUCUUCUUGGUGAACUUAUUUUCAAUCGAAUGACGAGAACCGAUUAUGUGUCGGCGAAAAGUCAGCUUCUUCCGAUCGAAGAUAACGAACAUGGCCCGUUCGAUCAUUUGCUCGGGGCACAUCAAUGCGACUGGAUCCUAGAAUUGAUGGCUCGGGAAGAUUAUGUGAUCGACUUGUUGAAAGACGAGUUUCUGGUCAAAUACGAUCGCGAGCCCAGCUCGUUGAGCGACAUCGUCAAGAUUGCUGCCCAGCGAGAAAAGAUCUCCAAAAAUCAGUCUGUUCCAAAAGCAGUCUUCGAAACAAGACAUGACACUUGUCAAAUGGGGAGUACAUGGAUUGUCACUUUUCAUAAGAUCAAUGGUGUGGACGAGCAACAGAGAACCCUCCCAAACGUAUACGUUCACAAGAUUGUUCGAGCACCUGAAAUUCGUCUCGAGAGGCUACGUCUUCCGAUCAAUUACCGCAGAAGAGUCCUUUGCGUUCUCUACGAGCCGUUCCUCAUCGUUUUUGAGAGCGAGAAAAGGAUUGAUUUUUUCAAUCUACUAAAACCGAACGAGCAACCAAAGAGCCUUACUGGAGAAGGCGAAUUUAUGAAGCCAGAAGGAUACUACCAAGCUGACGUGCGUCGUAAUGGGAAGAUUCUUGACGAUGUCAUCUUUCCAAUUGUGCGAAAAAAAGAUGCAAGAACCAUUUGUGUCGACUUUGCCCUCAUCACAAGAUUAUCCGUGGACAUUAUUUUGCAGGAAACGAUCAAAUUACCUGAAAAGGAUGUAGAUUCUUGUGAUCUGCAUUUUUUAGACCGCCACAAUUUUCUACUAACAAUCUGUUUCGUUGACGAUGAAGACCUGGAUAAUUUUCGUGGAUGCGCUGCUUUUCUCAUUAUACCAGCAAAGAAGAAGAUAGUAAGCUACUAUCUCCCCGAGCUUUCAGGAGUUUUCGAUUUUCCUGAAUAUGGAAUGGUCGAUGAGCGUUGUGGAUUGAUUGUUUGGGAUGCCGCAUUCAAUGACGAUGAUGACGAUCAUAGAAUUGCAGCCUAUGGAUUGUUGUCGGAAAAAAUAGGUCUCGAAGUUAUUUGCUUUUUCAAGCUUCCGAUCGACGAGGAAAUUUAUAUGGAAGAGGAUUUGAUUCUGCAAUUCAACCAAGCGGAAGGAAAAUUUAAGACAGUGUCUUUUAAGGCCCUCAUCAAUCACUUGGAGGAGAUGGGUCAAGCGAUGCCUUCUCUUACUAGACCAGUAAAUGGUUGCAUUGUUACAAGACCAAUUGUUGAGAUAGAAAAGCUGCGUUCUGAGGGCUUUGUGAAAGACGUUUGCAAAGUGCCGGAGACAGGAUUGUGUCUCACCUUAUGCAACAUUGGUCGCAUUAUUUGGAAACCAUCCGGCCUGAUGGAGAUCCAAAUUUUCGUCUAA